Diaporthe citri is the source of this 1596-nucleotide messenger RNA. RefSeq lists its product as uncharacterized. The record is from RefSeq and is a predicted model, not a curated record. Lineage: Eukaryota; Fungi; Ascomycota; Sordariomycetes; Diaporthales; Diaporthaceae. The transcript has 7 exons. The coding region runs from base 1 to 1596 and encodes 531 amino acids.
AUGAUACUCCCGACUCAACUCACCGUCCUGGCUGUUGCUGCCGCAGCGGUAUCCCCCGUCCUGGGCCGCGCCGCCGGAGGUGGCCUGAGGCACAGCAGUAUCGACGGGACACCCGUGAACAGCACGAAUUGCAACGGGAAGUCGUACUCUUACAACGAGCUAGCAGGCUACGGCAUCAUCCCCAGUAACGCGACGGAUAAGUUCGGGGACACCAUCGGCGGCAUCGGCAGCGCAAUCGCCUUGGACCAGAGCUCGUGGAAGAAGACCGAUGAUGGCCUGGGUUACGAAGGGCUGUUGUGGACGUCGCCGGAUAGAGGCUGGAACACGCAAGGAACUCUCAACUUCAUCAACCGCGUUCACAAGUUCCAUAUCACUUUAGUCCCUCAACCCAAUGCCACCAUCGACAGCCCAGCAUCGCCCAACCUCAAUUUCGACUACGUCGACACGAUCCUCUUGAGCGGACCCGAUGGGCAACCAACAACCGGCCUAGACGCAGACGGCUCGGGCGGUCUGGAAUACGAUGGGUUCCCACAACUACCUGCUGCAACAUACACCGGGGAUGGAUUCGGAGCCGACAUCACCAACGGGACCACUACUGAGCGUAUCUCCGUGGACAGCGAGGGCUUGGUCAUUAACGAUGAUGGGACUUUCUGGGUCAGUGACGAGUAUGGUCCGUACGUCUGGCUCUUCGACUCGAACGGGACCAUCAUCUCGGCCAUCAGGCCCCCAGAGGCCAUCAUACCGAAGAGGAACGGCUCUGAUUCUUUCUCGGCUGAUUCGCCGCCCGCAUAUGAGGAUGAUGGCUCCGGAGACGACGUGAUACCCGCUGACAACCCCACGGGGAGGAACAACAACCAUGGCUUCGAAGGUCUGUCCGCCUCUGCUGACGGCAGGACGCUCUACCUCUUACUGCAGGCCGCAGCCAACCAGGAAGGUGGUCUCUCAUCCCAAACCGAGCGAUAUACCCGCUUCCUAACCUACGACGUCUCGGACAGGCUGGCCCCAGCCUACACAUCUGAGCACGUUGUGCCUCUUCCCCUGUACAACGACUACACGGCCAAGGCCUCAAAGAACCCCAAGGUAGCUUCCCAGUCCGAGGUGCACGCGCUUCCCAACGGCCAGUUCCUAGUCCUGGCGAGGGACAGCGGCUUCGGCCACGGCCAGGACGAGUCCCUGUCCGUGUACCGCCACAUCGAUGUCUUCGACGUCGCCAACGCCACGGACAUCAAGGGCAGCGAGUACGACUGCGAGGAGUGCGCGGUCGCGAGCGCCAAGGGCAAACUAGACAAGGCGAUCAGCCCAGCGGCGUACUGCUCCUUCCUGGACUUCAACGUGAACAGCGAGCUGGGCAAAUUUGGCGUCCACAACGGGGGACACCAGGACAGUGGUCUGCUUAACGAAAAGUGGGAGUCGAUAGCACUUGCGCCGGUCGACCCUGAGAGCCACGGGGAGGACUACUUCAUAAUCAGCCUCAGCGACAACGACUUCAUUACCCAGGACGGGCGUCUCAACUUUGGGCAAUAUCAGUACGCUGACAAUAGCGGCUUCAACCUGGACACCCAAGCACUAGUCUUUAGGGUGACCCUGCCGUCCUAG